AUGAAUGGGUUUUCUCCACAACAGCACCAACAACAGCAUCAUCCACCACAACAAACCUAUGGACAACGGAUGAGUACUUCUCAUCCACCUCCACAACCUCCACAGCAACAGCAGCAGCUCAACUAUCAUCAUCCGACACAACCAUCACCACCAUCAUCACUUUCCCCUUCAGCAUCUAAUUUAUUAAAUGCAAAUAAUUUUCCCGUACAACAUCAAUCGCAUCCUUCCUUUCAACAAAAACCAUAUCCAAACACGUUUCAUCAAGGAAAUAAUUACUACAAUAAUAGUACGGACGGUGCUUCUGUUCCUCCAACCAACUAUUCACAAUUUUCAGUGCCACAACAUUCACCACAAGGUUACAUUUCCCAAAACACCUCUCCACAAAUGGUGAACUAUGGUACUGGAAAUUACUCGUCACAGAGCCCCCAAUACAACAACAAUGUCUAUUCCCAACAAAAUAAUAUGACUGCUAGUAAUAUUUAUCCUUCACCUGCAAAUAAUAAUAAUGGAAACUUCACACACCAUAAUCAGAUCGGAACUCCGCCAUCACAAAAACAAUAUUCUCAAAAUUCAAUGAUGACCUCAUUCCAAACCACUCCACUGCAUUCUCCUCAAAAUAAUGAAAUGCAACCAUCAACAAUCCAACAAUCCCUCUCCUCUGAAUUUCAUCCUAUUGCCUGCAUUAAUUGUAGGAAAAUGCAUAAGAAACUCCCAAGUUGCAAUAGAUGCGAAUCUAAGGGAAUUGUUUGCGAGUACAAAACGCCAAGAAGAAUGAGAUAUCCAAAUCCGCAACUCAAGCAACAGAAGGAAGAAAACGAUCAACCUAAAAAGAAAAAGAAGAAAAGUCUUGAAGAAAACAAUACAGUGUCACAACCUCAAGCUCAAUCAUCGGAGGAUUCUCUUAGUACGCCGGCCGAUACGACGUGGACAUCAAAAAUCCCACAAACUCUUACCAAGAAACAUGUCAUUGACAUUUAUUUUCGAAUGAUUUGUGAUCACUUUAUUAUCAUAGAUAGAGCCCUUCUGGAAAAACACAUCUUACACAAGAGCUCUGAUGACGAAGUUGAAUCAGAUCUUCCAUACAAGAAGGAGAUGCAAUGUUUUUAUUUUGUAAUUCAAGCUCUCGUGGAACAACGUUUAGGUAUGGGAGACCAAGCCGAAAAAACCGCUAGAAAAGCACGUGACAUGUUAUCUAAAUUGUUUGACGAAGUGUCGAAUUAUGUUGUUGCGUGUGCUUAUGCUUCACUAGGUGCUUAUGAAAUUGGAAGUGGAAGGGUAAAGCUUUCCAAAUUUUAUUUGAGAAACGCAAAAUUUUACUUUGAGGAGAUGGACGAAACUGAAAAGCAGAAGCUCAACGAGUAUGAAAAGGCUCUACAAAAAUACCUAUCGUCUAUUGAUAUUGUUAACGCUGACAGUGAACUGGGUAUUAAUACCUUCAUUCACAAUUUUCCAAAAGUAUUCGAGUAUACCACUGGUCAUCCUCUGCCUCAAGAAAUUGUAAAAGCGACGCAACAAGAGGUUAGCCCCUCUAAUUGUCUGGACUAUUUGAAAAUUAUCGAAAUGGUUGCAUCUUAUCUCAACAAAUAUUUCCGUUCAUUGGCUGCCAAGAACAGAACUGAAAGAGAGAUGGAGAUCUAUGACCGUGGUUCGAACUUGUGUCAGUCAGUACUUCUUAACGGACUCAGAGUUGGUGUUUUGACGAAGGCAGGAUACGGAAAACAACUGAUAGAAGAGAGCUCUCUUCGAAUUUCGUACUCAUCUGAAAGCGAAUUUUUCCCAUUCUUGCCUGUUAUUGUGAUACCUCAUGUCGCUUUGGCAUCAAGAAUUCACUUACAGAUUUGUAAAAAGAUCGAGAAUGGGACCAGACAAAAUAAUCAAAAGGGUUUAUUAUCGGAUGGACAUAGUUAUGGACCUGUUGACUACUUUGAAAUUCUCACCAAAGAUUAUCGAGCCCUAAAUGUAUUAAGCAAAAGAUUCAAACGCGUCUCACUCUGUUAUGGAUCAUUGAUGGAUGAAAUUGGCCAAAUGUUAAAGAAGCGUUCAAUACUACCCAGUGGUAACGCCACUGCCGAAAACAACGCCGAAGAUAAUGCCGUGUUGAACGUUCUAUCUUCUACCCAAUCUUCAUCAAAACCUCGAGCACCAAUUGGUGAAAUGAUGCAACCGAGCACUUUUGAUGCUGGAUUGCCACCUCUUUCAUUCCUAAUUGGAUACGUCAAUGAAACAGCAGCUAAUAAUCUCAAUGUUUUAAAACCUCCAACAGCAGAAAACAGAGUUCAAUUUUCACAGCUAUUGGGUGGUGGCCACGUCACAGACAAUGCAAGCUCCUCCUCACAGUCCCCUCUUUUCUCCACUAAAUCACCCUCUCAACAAGAAUUGUAUUUUGUCGAUCCCUUUUUCACUCACGAAGAUUUACAACAAAUAUUUUCACCAUCCACCUAUGGAGAUUUCGAAGAAGGUGAAUUGAAUCAGUUCAUGUAA
This is a messenger RNA of Naegleria fowleri, 2481 nucleotides long. RefSeq lists its product as uncharacterized. Lineage: Eukaryota; Heterolobosea; Eutetramitea; Acrasida; Naegleriidae. The record is from RefSeq and is a predicted model, not a curated record. Gene Ontology annotation, biological process: regulation of DNA-templated transcription. Gene Ontology annotation, cellular component: nucleus. Gene Ontology annotation, molecular function: zinc ion binding; DNA-binding transcription factor activity, RNA polymerase II-specific. The coding region runs from base 1 to 2481 and encodes 826 amino acids. The transcript has 2 exons.